This is a messenger RNA of Diabrotica virgifera virgifera (western corn rootworm), 1838 nucleotides long. RefSeq names its product cytochrome P450 4C1-like. Lineage: Eukaryota; Metazoa; Arthropoda; Insecta; Coleoptera; Chrysomelidae. The transcript is spliced from 10 exons. The coding region runs from base 182 to 1762 and encodes 526 amino acids. Gene Ontology annotation, molecular function: monooxygenase activity; heme binding; oxidoreductase activity, acting on paired donors, with incorporation or reduction of molecular oxygen. The record is from RefSeq and is a predicted model, not a curated record.
AUCAAGUUAAUUAGGUAUAUUUGAACUGAUUCACUCCGAAAAGUUUUAUUAACAAUAAAUAUCAAACUCUCCUCAAGGUGUUAAAGUGUUAUUAAUUAUCACUAAAAAUUUUAAAAUAUUUUAUUGUGUACGAAAAAGAUAAUUUGGUAUAUUAUAUAAUAAUAUCAGAUUACUGUCAACAAUGAUUGGACUUGGAAUCAUCAUUGUUGUUCUAUUUAUUGCGUUUUACUUCUAUCAGCAAUCACGUAGAAACACAAAAUACAUGCGAAAUGUUCCAGGACCCAAGCCGAAUAUAUUUUUUGGAAAUUUAUUGGAAUUUGCUUUUAUACCAACACACAAGUAUUUAGACGUCUUUUUAGGGUUUAUACGUGAUUAUGGUAAAUUAGUCAAGGUCUAUGAUGGACCAUUUAGUAUGGCAAUGAUUGCUACAGAUGAAAAAUUCGUGGAGCAUAUAUUAAGUUCUACAAAAUAUAUUGAUAAAGCUGACCAAUAUGAUUACAUGAAAGGAUGGUUAGGAGAGGGAUUAUUAACUAGUACAGGGGCAAAGUGGAAAAAGCGAAGGCGCAUGCUGACUCCAGCUUUUCAUUUUUCCAUUUUAGAAAACUUUCUUGAAGUCUUUGACAGCGUUGGAGAUAUAUUUAUACAAAAACUUCGACGAGAAGUAGGGAAAAAGACUGUCGAAAUCAGCGAACCAGUAUCUCUUUACACGCUGGAUGUUAUAUGUGAGGCAGCCAUGGGGAUAAAGUUAAAUGCACAAACCGAUUCAACUUCUCCAUAUGUAAGAAGUACCAGAUCGAUGUGCUCCAUAAUUGUAGAACGAAUUUUAUCUCCUCUAGACCCUUCAUUGUAUCCUCUAACUCUAAACUAUUACCGUGAAAAGAUAGCUUUAAAAGUACUUCAUGCUUAUACCGAUAGUGUUAUCGACAAAAAAAUAUCUGAAAAAAAGAAAAAAACAGAAAUUUUAGUUGAUAAAAACACCAACAUUGGUAUAAAGAAAAAACAGGCCUUCUUAGAUUUGCUCCUAGAUUAUACAAUGGAUGGGGAACCUUUAUUAAGGACCGACAUUAGGGAGGAAGUUGAUACAUUUAUGUUUGAGGGCCACGAUACAACCUCGUCUGCCAUAAGUUUUGCAAUAUUUGCUUUGGCCAAUCAUCCUGAAGUUCAGGGAUCGAAGAUCUUUCCAAAACAUUCCACAGUUGUUCUAUUUUAUCUUCAGUUUAUAUUCAACGGCAUCUUCAUUUUGUCUGAAAAUCAGGAAAAAGCAUUUAUGGAACAAAAGGAAAUGUUUGGUAACUUUUCAGAUGCUAAACCCACUGUGUCUCAGUUUCAGGAUAUGAAAUAUUUAGACCUGGUAAUAAAAGAAACUCUAAGGUUGUAUCCUUCAGUACCUGUAUUAGGAAGACGAUUACCAGAAGAUAUGGAAUACGAUGGACAUCUACUUCCAAAGGGUAUGAAUAUCUUGCUGUCCACGUUUGCUAUGCAUCGAUGUAAAGAGUAUUUUCCAGAACCUCUUAAGUUUAUUCCAGAAAGGUUUGAAGAUGCAAAAUUAACAAAUCCAUACGUAUACACUCCUUUCAGUGCUGGUCCUAGAAAUUGCAUAGGUCAAAAAUUUGCAAUACUAGAAGUAAAAAGUACGCUAUCGAAAAUUUUAAGAAAUUUUGAAUUGAUGCCAGCUACGCCCGUUCAUGAACUUCAGCUAGCACCGCAGACUAUAUUAGUCUCUAAGAAUGGGAUUCGAAUAUCCAUUAAAGAAAGAAGCUAAUGAGUGAACUUCACUUUUUAAAAUAAAAAUUAGAGAAUGUUUUUAAUUAAUGUGUUGAAAUAAAACCUAAUACAAA